This is a messenger RNA of Pneumocystis jirovecii RU7, 1395 nucleotides long. RefSeq lists its product as uncharacterized. Gene Ontology annotation, biological process: cell wall organization. The transcript has 2 exons. Gene Ontology annotation, molecular function: 1,3-beta-glucanosyltransferase activity; glucan endo-1,3-beta-D-glucosidase activity. NCBI's taxonomy places the organism in Eukaryota, Fungi, Ascomycota, Pneumocystomycetes, Pneumocystales, Pneumocystaceae. Bases 1 to 1395 code for a protein of 464 amino acids. The record is from RefSeq and is a predicted model, not a curated record. Gene Ontology annotation, cellular component: fungal-type cell wall; extracellular region; cell surface.
AUGAUAUUCAAUCUGUUUUUGCUUUUUUUUUGGUUAUUUUUUCAGGAUAUUUGGAGUGCAAACAACCAAGAAACUUUGAACAGAAUAAAAUUUAGAUCAUAUAAACGAAACAUAUAUAAUAAAGAGAAUGCAAAUCCUGUAGAACAUUCAAAACGUUCAGAAGAUACAAUAGAACGUAAAUGGGAUGAUUUAAAUGAUUUUUCAUAUAAAAAUCAUUUGAUUUACCGAAGAUUAAAGAAAUUGAAAAUGCAUAACCAAGUCAACCAUCUACAACAAAGGAGUAACCCUCCUGUAGAAUCUUCAAAAGCAGCAGGAUUUACUAAUGAUCAAGAUAGAGCGUUUAAAACUCUUUUAAAAAGACAAUUAGAUGCAAAACAAGCAAAUCUUGUAUAUAAAGAAGCAAGUAAAACGACCGAUCUCAAAAAUUAUUUUAUUUCUAGUGAAAAUCUAAUAUCGGGUAUUUUUGAAGAAAAUAACUUAUUAGAAAAUGAUAAUGAAGAUUCUGAAGAAUAUUGUGGUGACGAGUGUGAAGAAUGCUCUGAUAGCGAAUUAGUUCAAGAAUGUUCCUGUGAAGAAUGCGAUUUUGGGUGUUUUGACAAAGACGAUCCUAGUCAAAUGUUUUGUGAAUUGAUAGAUAAUACAGAUCAUAUAACUGAAUCAAUCUUGAAUGAUGAUUUAGACAACGAAAAUAAAGAAAGUUCAGAAAAUGCACUAAAUUUUGAGGCUUCAAAUAUAAAUGAAUCGAAUGGAAUAAAUUUUCUUAAAAAAAGAUCUCAAUAUGAAGAAAACACAGAUAAGGAAAAAGAAGAAAAAUUUCUAGAUUCUAAUCUUAAUAAUAAAUUUCUAUUGAAACAUAAUUUAUGGUAUCUUAAUUAUGUACCAUAUACAGAAGAGGGUCUAUGCAAAACAAAAGAAGAUAUUGAUUACAAUCUAAAACUAAUUCCAAAGAAGGGGUUUAAUUCUCUUUGUAUAUAUAACAGUGAUCCUAAUGCAUUAAAAAUAAUUGGAGAAGCAUCUAUAGCUCACAAUAUCGAUAUAAUUCUUGGUAUUUAUAUUUAUCAUAACAGUAUCAAUACAGUUAAUAAUGACAUUAACUCUAUUUUCUCUGGUGUAUGUAAAGUGGAAGAAUUAAUGUUGAAAAUUAAAGAGAUAAAACAAAAGCUUAACCAAUUAAAAUUAGAUAUACCAAUUACAACAGAAAAGACAAUUGUAACUUACAAGAUGUAUCUACAGCAUUAUUCUUCACCAAUGAUCGACCUAGUAGGCUUAAAUUCGCAUGCUUUUUCCAGUAAUAAUAUAAGUACAUCCUUACUCAAAAACUUUAUUCAUAAACAAACCAAAGAAAUUCAAAAAAUUUUCCCCAGACUCCAAAUUUCAAUACUAGAAAGUAAAUAG